UACGGUACGUACCGCUGGAAGGGCCCAUUCCCGUCAGACCCAGACUAAGUCACGCAUUACGCAAGUUCUACCACCUCGAACCAGAGCACGUAGAAGACCAUGACUCUCGCCGAGAAGGAUGGAUACCUGUACGUUCCGCCCUCCUCAAUGUCUCGCGUCGACCGGAAGCUGACGCGCCUCUGUCUAUCUAAGCCUGCGAGUGGACUCGUGGUUGCCGUCAAAGAGUUUCGCGUGCGUAGAGACGGGCUGGAUGAAGCCAAGAACAUGCGGCUGCUGAAAGAGAGUCUUACCGAGAAUAAGAAUAUCUCAUUGCAUGAAGCCAUCAUAAUGCAAGGAAGGGGUGAGGAGCCGAAAGUGUUCAUCGUUUUCCUGAAAGCCCCGCACGGAGACUUGUGGCAGUUUCUCCACGGCGGCGAGACCAUUGGACAUAGAGGAGAAAUUAUCCGGUCAUACGAUUUCUCGCAACGAUUUCCACAAGCCGCGGAUAUUGAGAUUGAGCUCGCGCCCUCGUUGCUGAAGCAGUGCGAGGGUUUGGCCGGGGCGCUGAGGUUUCUCCAUGAGGGGUUCCAGGCAAACGACAUUGAUUUGUUUUGCGCACAUAUGGACCUCAAACCCAACAAUGUUGUUAUAUUCGACGGGGGCCCUGAUGGAGAAAUUGUAGGAAUGUGGAAGCUUUGCGACUUUGGCAUCUCUGCAUUUAAGGAACAUCCCAAAACCCACCAAGACUCCUCGGUUAUUUCGGUAGGUGAUUACCAUGCCCAGGUAACCAUGAAGACGAAACCGAGACGAGACCGGGGUCCUUAUCAAGCUCCUGAAGUAUGGCGGUUUCGAGACACUUCCGAUAUCUCUCCUCAAGCUGCAUCGGAUCAAGGCAGAGUUGGCCGUAAAAGCGACAUCUGGUCGUUCGGCAGUAUAUUUACUGAGGUGUUGACAUUUUCAUUGCAGCGCGAUGCCGGUGUGAAACGCUUUGCUAAGUAUCGUCUCUCCGGUCGAUAUCAGAAGGAUGACUAUUUCUAUUCAUCGAUCUCCCCUGAUGCCCUUUAUGAUCCAAGCCAGCAGCCAUUGCACUCCUACCAAGUCAAGCCUCAAGUCUUGGACUGGUUAAACGAGCUGUGUAUGCACUCGUCAACAACCCAGAGAUGGGCUGAGUGCUGGGCUCUUUGCAUUCGACGCAUCCUCGAAGUCGAUCCAAACAAGCGACCCGACGCACAGACGUUGGUCUCGUACGUUCGCCACGUUCGAGCCCACGUACUUCAUUCUCACCAGCCCAAGGAGAUUCGCUGUGUGUUCCAGUCUUCUGCUCACGAUUCCAUCCGUGUCCCAGCUCCAGUGCCCCCGAUUCCCGCUCUCGUGAGGGAACCUGCACUACAGGAUCUCAGGCCGGGUGAAGAAGGGCCCACGAUCAUUAUCCGCCAGCCAACGCUGCCACUAGCAGUCAACAAUGAGAGCGGUGAAAUCGAAAGUGCAUAUUCAGAUCCCGAUGAGAAAUCUCAGAGUGUGGAACGGGAUAAGGGAUCCCAACCUGGCGGUCGGGGAGACGAGCAGGAGGGCAGUAUUGUUGUACUGGAUUCAGAACCGCUGCCCCUAAGCGAGCAGGAGAACUUCAUUCUUGGGCAGCCCCUGACAGCCCAUGGGAUCAUGACUAGCCGUGAUGACCCUCGAGAAGUCAAACCUUCAACCAUUCAAAAGCUGAAAAUCGGCUCUCGCAGAGAAGCCAUCGCUGUAACAUCGGAUGGACUCAGAGCCGCUUUUCUCACAAAACCCGCCAUACAUAUCUUCACCGUCUUCAAUCAGUCGGGCUUGCCGAAUCCUGAGCUGGAAGCCGUGUUACCAUUUACAAAAGACGAGCGAGGCCCUGUGUGGGUUGGCAUUGCCAUUGCAGGGGCGUUUCUGGUUGUUUGGGGCUUUGAGAAGAAGUCCAAGGACUCGCAGCUCCGUGUCAUGCGUCGGACGGACGAUGGCCAGUGGGAGAACUUGGCAGUCCCCAACGAAAACGAUGUGCGCAGGUUCGACUACGACAAGCGUGUCGCUGUCUCUAGCCAGGGAUAUGUUGCCGUAAUAACGUCGGGCAAAAUUACUGUGGUCGCCUACCAGUCAGCCCGAGCCUCGCGUCUUCACUCUAGAGGCACCGGCAACAGGCGCUUUUAGAAGCAGAACCAUAUCAGUCUUGGAGCGGGAGUUCGUUGACGUCGCCUUCGAUGAUGCGGGACGUCUUCUCCACACUUGGGCCAAUGUCGGUACUGACGGGGCGCUUUGCAUUUACCGGUGUUCAAGUUUAGCCAGGUCCAGCACUCCGGAGUCUAUUGGGUAUUAUGAAUAUGUGAGUUCAGGAGUCCAGCAUGGG
Pseudomassariella vexata is the source of this 2344-nucleotide messenger RNA. RefSeq names its product kinase-like domain-containing protein. Bases 100 to 2148 code for a protein of 682 amino acids. Gene Ontology annotation, molecular function: protein kinase activity; ATP binding. Gene Ontology annotation, biological process: protein phosphorylation; chromosome segregation. The transcript has 3 exons. Lineage: Eukaryota; Fungi; Ascomycota; Sordariomycetes; Amphisphaeriales; Pseudomassariaceae. Gene Ontology annotation, cellular component: nucleus; cytoplasm; centrosome. The record is from RefSeq and is a predicted model, not a curated record.